UCUCUCUCUCUCUCUCUCUCUCUCUCUCUCUCUCUCUCUCUCUCUCUCUCUCUCUCUCUCUCAUCUCUGUGAAUUUGAAUCGAGCUUUUGAACAAUGUCGAGGAUGAGAUCGAAUCUGAAACCAUCGCUUCCGAAAUCGCCCAUUCGUCUCCGAUCUCGUCAGGUUCACCAAUCGAAUUCGUCUUCUCUCCAGACUCCGCCAGGUUCGUUGACAAAAUCGCAGAAGGCAACGAGAUUGUGGGACGCGGAUUGUCAGGAGCCGAAGCUGAGGCCUGACUUUAACUCGAUCUCGUGCGAGCUACGCACGUUGGCGAAGAUGGUGAAGAGCGAGAUCGGGGACGAGUGCGAAACUAGAGCAGCGGCGACUCCGAUAUUGAGCGGUUCGGUGCCUGUAUUCGAGAGGGGGAGGUUGUACGAGGAAUAUUCAGCCAGGAGGAACGAGCGGUUGAAGAGGAAGAAAGCGAUGGAGGAGACGAGAGGGACAUCGUACAAUCUAGGAGUAACGCACGAGCCAACGGCAACUAAGAGAAGAGGAACGGCUAAGAAACAGCAGCUUGAGAGCCUGAAGAAGUCGGUGUCGGCUGCGUAUGAAGAGACGGCGCCGAGGUAUAUGCUGAGGAGCAUGGCUAAGGAGAACAAGAAACCGCCAUUGCCGAUUGUAAGUGCGAUUACAACUAGAAGGGGUCGGAGGAUCUAAGAGAGAAACCUAAGGAUGCGAGAAAAGGCAAUUGCUGUGUUGCUUUAAGAGACCAUGGUUUUGAUUUUCACAGCAUAAUGUUGAUUUUGGUGGAUUUGGUUAGGCCUUUGCUUCAUGAUCCAUGAAAGCUUUCUUCUUUUUUGUUUUUUCACUGGAUAUCAUGCCAUACAAUGCGAAUAGCUAAAUACUUCUUUCUA
This is a messenger RNA of Tarenaya hassleriana, 894 nucleotides long. RefSeq lists its product as uncharacterized. Lineage: Eukaryota; Viridiplantae; Streptophyta; Magnoliopsida; Brassicales; Cleomaceae. The transcript has 2 exons. The record is from RefSeq and is a predicted model, not a curated record. The coding region runs from base 95 to 697 and encodes 200 amino acids.